AUGAGAAAGCCACCACGCCCUCAAAUUAAAAUACGCCAAUGUCGUUUCUGUGAGCGGUGGAUGGAUCAAAAUACUUUACUGGAUCAUUUACAAACACUUCAUGGUGAAGAUGGCAUUGAAGAAGCAGAAAAAAUGUUGCUUGCCAAAGAAAAGAAAGUCAAAUGUGAAGUGAGACAUUGUGGAUAUAUCGCCAAAAGCGAAUACGAUUAUAAAGUUCACAUGCGGAAAACACAUUUCUUGAUGGACGAGAGGAAGUAUCGCCAUAUGAAUUGUCCUCUUUGUGCCAAGUCGCUUAACGCUCAAGAAGAUUUGGUUGAGCAUUGCCGUGUUGUUCACGAAGUCAAGGACUGCGUCAUACAAGCACGUACAUUCAAGGAUGCGUACGAAUGCGAGAUGUGGAAGGAAUCUGUCGCAAAAACCCACUGCACUGCUUGGCUAAUAAAUGGCAGAUCGAAUGUGAAUGGAAAUCUCCAAGUUGCAUAUUAUCGAUGCAGCAGAGUCUUCAAAAAACGGUAUCGUUGGCGAUCAGAACCGAGGAAAUCACCAACCGUGGCGAUCGUGAACUAUUGCACCUCAUUCCUGAAGGAAAUGUACGCUCAUGAUGGUACAGUUACCGUUAAAUACUGCUUGGGACAUGUCAAUCAUGACGUCAGCCCUGCUAAUCUGCCUCUCUCGAAUAGUGAUAAAGCUGUCAUUGCGAAUUAUUUGCGGCAGGGAUUCGAUGCGGAAGUCGUAAGAGAGGUGAUACGACGAGAAUUCACUGACCCGAGAACGAAACUUCAUUAUUUGACUACAAAUGAUAUCAAGAAGAUUUUGUCGAAUCUCGCUUCGAGUCAGCGAAGACUGGAGGAAAUUGUUGGUACCUCGGAUGAAAGUAUAAGGGAGUUCUCUGAGCCAAUCUCCGCCUCGGCGCUGCUGCAAGCACCCUCUGACAGCAGUGAAGGUUCCGCAUGUGAUGAUAUAGGCGAUGAAGCGAUCAACGACCGCUCAUCAGAAUCGGAUAUCCCAGCCGAAUCGCUUCCUGGCUGCGCAUCUUGUGCGAAAUUAACUGAAAGGGUAGCCGAGCUUGAAGCAAUCGUAAAGAAGCUGAACAGUAAGGUACUAGAGCUUGAAGGUGCUCAUUUAUACGAUCGUGUGAUCAAAGUUGACAGCGACAGCUUAGUGAAGCAAGAAAUGAGCUGA
This is a messenger RNA of Haemonchus placei, 1182 nucleotides long. NCBI's taxonomy places the organism in Eukaryota, Metazoa, Nematoda, Chromadorea, Rhabditida, Trichostrongylidae. The record is from the annotation of a GenBank genome assembly.